Anisakis simplex (herring worm) is the source of this 255-nucleotide messenger RNA. The record is from the annotation of a GenBank genome assembly. Lineage: Eukaryota; Metazoa; Nematoda; Chromadorea; Rhabditida; Anisakidae.
AUGUCAUCCUCACUUUGGCUGUUGCUCAUCUCGGCUGUACCAAUCGUACUCAGUUCACUCUAUACUCCACUCGAAAGCAAAUAUGAUCCAUCAGAGUUGCAAUUGGCCGAUGUGCAACUGCAUGAACGCUCGAAAGCACGGGUGUUAGCAGAUUUGCCCGGAACGAAGGAUGAACGAAUGCGACGAAUACCGCAUGUGAUAACACCACUGCAUUAUUAUGUACGAAUCCGACCAUACUUNAACGAUACGCAAUGA